CGUACUUUUCUUCUUAAUAUUAUACUAUGUUUACAUAGUUGUCCCGACUCUCCUGCCCAAUGCAUAUGUAAUUUCGUCGAACACUUAGUGUACAAACUUUGGCGCACUUCACAAAACUCGAAACUCGAGGGUUUAAGGAUUUUUUUCGCGUCUGAGGAAGAAACCCUAAAAAAAAAUGUCUCCAUUUCGAACUCUGACGACUCUUCUAAGAGUAACUCAUCGGCCAUCACGUUCCUUUUCUUCUUCGCAGGCUCCGAUCUCCUCCGCUUUCGCUAAUUCAAUCUCCGGAAAACCGAGGAUUUCGUAUCAGAAUAAUUCUGGAGGCCAUACAAGGAACUUACGUCACUUGGAUCCUCGGCUUUGGAUGAUCUUUUCAGGACAAGCUGCAAUACUUGGGUUUUGUGGGAACGUUGUAUUGGCAGAGAAUGAGACAAAACCUGUAGAUGAUACUGGUCUAGAACGAAUCGAGGACGGUUCUGUCGUAUCUAAUAUACACACAUCUAAGUGGAGAGUGUUUACUGAUAGUGGAAGAGAUCAUUUCUUUCAGGGGAAACUGAAGCCGGCCGAGAGACUUUUUAGUUCGGCAAUACAGGAAGCUAAGGAAGGUUUUGGAGAGAGAGAUCCACAUGUUGCAUCUGCAUGCAACAAUCUGGCAGAGUUAUAUAGAGUGAAGAAAGAAUUCGACAAAGCAGAGCCUUUGUACCGGGAAGCUGUUAGUAUAUUGGAGGAGUCCUAUGGUCCUGAAGAUGUGCGUGUUGGUGCUACUCUACACAACCUUGGACAACUCUAUCUUGUCCAGCGGAAACUUGAGGAAGCUCGUGUGUGCUACGAGGUAAUCACCAUUGCAAAUUUACCUGUCUCUUUGUAUUACAUCUGCAAGGAAAAGAAACAGAUGCGGAAGCUCUUAUUCUGGAUUCUCUUAAAAUACUUGAGGCAUGAAGGUGGUCAAGGAGAGUCCAUGACAUAUAUCAGGAGACUGAAAUAUCUUUCUCAGAUAUAUGUACGAUCCAAUCGCCUGGCUGAAGCUGAAAGCAUACACAGGAAAAUACUGCACCUGAUGGAAUUAUCAAAGGGAUGGAACUCAAUGGAGGCAGUAACUGCAGCUGAAGCAUUAGCUCUGACUCUACAAUUAUCUGGGAAGCUGAGAGAAGCUCUAGAACUUUUUGAAAAGUGUCUCGAUACUCAAAAAACCUUACUUCCAGAAGGACAUAUCCAGAUAGGUGGAAAUUUUUUGCACAUCGCGAAGACAUUGAUGCUUCAGGCUACUCAGUUGAGAAGAACAGAUAAGAGUGAAGCUCUAUCUAAACUUGAAAAAGCAAAGAAUUAUCUUGAAGACUCAUCUAGGAUAGCAAAAGAUGUUCUGCUUAAGCUGAAAAACCGAAAGAGCAAAGAGCAGAAACACGGAAAAUCCAAUGGUACUCUAAGGAAUUAUGAACACGCAGCUUUAGUCAUACUGCUGCAAUCUCUUGAGAGUCUUGCAGUUUUGGAGAUGAGUAAAAAUGAGAUCCAGGAGCCAAAGUUUGGUUGUGGUGGAACUCAGCUGCAAGAUUCUCCUGAAGUAAAAUCAGAAUACCUUUCGUGUCUUAAGCAUCUCUCAGCUUUAUUAGCCAACAAAGAGACUACGCUUAACUCAAAAGCAAGUCCUGUUUCUUUAUUGGAGCUGAAGGAAGAAGUUAAGCGUAUUGAAAUCGAUCUUCUUUCGCAUAAGAAAGGCUAAAAAAAAAAGCUUGUGAUUAAGAUGAUAUUUCUCGAAUAAAGGUAAUUAUCAAGAUCCGAUUGUUGAAUUUAAAAGAAUUUAAAUGAACUAAUAUGCGAUACAUUGCAAAGUAUUGUAAAUUUAAACAGAUAUUUUCAAGGCAAUAAAUUCUAAACAUUUUUUUGGGCAGAC
This is a messenger RNA of Thlaspi arvense, 1888 nucleotides long. The record is from the annotation of a GenBank genome assembly. NCBI's taxonomy places the organism in Eukaryota, Viridiplantae, Streptophyta, Magnoliopsida, Brassicales, Brassicaceae.